Molecule: messenger RNA, 1318 nt
Organism: Haliaeetus leucocephalus (bald eagle)
Lineage: Eukaryota; Metazoa; Chordata; Aves; Accipitriformes; Accipitridae
Gene: MSI2
Product: musashi RNA-binding protein 2
Exons: 13
Coding region: 1-1068 (355 amino acids)
Cellular component (GO): cytoplasm
Molecular function (GO): RNA binding
Source: RefSeq, a predicted model, not a curated record
AUGGCGCAUGUCGCCCCGCUUCCCCCGCAAGAGACCCCCACCGCCGCCGCCGCCACCUCGGGGGUCUGCUCCGCCGUUGCGGACGGGCCCACGGACACGCGUGGACGCCGGAGGCAGGCCUGCGGGGACGGAGUGGCGGAGCCGUUAUCAGGCUUCGGGUUCGUUACGUUCGCGGAUCCGGCGAGUGUAGACAAAGUCCUGGCUCAGCCCCACCACGAGCUGGACUCCAAGACGAUUGACCCUAAAGUUGCAUUUCCCCGACGAGCACAGCCUAAGAUGGUCACAAGAACAAAGAAAAUAUUUGUAGGUGGAUUAUCGGCUAAUACAGUAGUGGAAGACGUAAAGCAAUACUUUGAACAGUUUGGCAAGGUAGAGGACGCCAUGCUUAUGUUUGACAAGACGACCAACAGGCAUAGAGGAUUUGGCUUCGUAACUUUUGAAAAUGAAGACGUGGUGGAAAAAGUCUGUGAAAUUCAUUUCCACGAAAUCAAUAAUAAAAUGGUAGAAUGUAAGAAAGCACAACCUAAAGAAGUGAUGUUUCCACCAGGGACGAGAGGAAGGGCACGUGGAUUACCGUAUACCAUGGACGCUUUUAUGCUAGGGAUGGGAAUGUUGGGUUACCCGAAUUUUGUUGCAACGUAUGGCCGAGGAUAUCCUGGAUUUGCCCCAAGUUACAGCUAUCAGUUCCCAGAGAUAUACACCGACACGCACACGCACACAGAGACUCGCACACACGUUCCCAUACUAUCCUGCGGUUUUCCGGCAGCGGCUUAUGGACCAGUAGCAGCGGCAGCCGUGGCGGCAGCAAGAGGAUCAGUCUUGAAUAGCUACAGUGCUCAACCGAAUUUUGGCGCACCCGCUUCCCCGGCAGGCUCCAACCCAGCCCGACCCGGAGGCUUCCCCGGGGCCAACAGCCCAGGGCCCGUCGCGGAUCUCUACGGCACAGCCAGCCAGGACUCCGGCGUGGGUAACUACAUAAGCGCCGCCAGCCCGCAGCCGGGCUCCGGCUUCGGCCACGGGAUCGCCGGACCUUUGAUUGCAACGGCUUUUACAAAUGGAUACCAUUGAAACGUUACACAUGGUUGGUUGCCAUCUCACUUGGAGAGUCUCUCUGGAUGUCCAGGCAAGACGGGGCGAAGUUUCUGAACGGGCCCACGUUUGGGUGAUCUCAUCAGACUUUGAGCACUACAUCAUCACCGAUAACGCAAACAAACUGGAGGUGGCACUCGACGGACUUAGGUUGUUUAAAAUCUCUCUCAUCAUCUCAUGAAUCUGCUGUACUAUAAAAACAACAGCUUUUAAAAGUAUGUAUAUAAAA